Messenger RNA from Cydia fagiglandana, 2542 nucleotides. RefSeq lists its product as uncharacterized. The transcript has a single exon. Bases 263 to 2422 code for a protein of 719 amino acids. NCBI's taxonomy places the organism in Eukaryota, Metazoa, Arthropoda, Insecta, Lepidoptera, Tortricidae. The record is from RefSeq and is a predicted model, not a curated record.
GUUACCAACUGACAUAAAUCCCUUCACACCAGUUUCAAGAGAUGAAGCACAGCACAGAGAGAAUGUACAUUUCAGUAGUGUUUCUUCACACAAUCCUUAUGGCGAUACCAGAAUUUUGUCAAAUAGUACAUGUAUUGGUGCUGCUUCGACAGUGCCAUACAGUUUAAAUCACGAAAAUGCUUUGGCAAGAUCCCGACUUUCCCACAGUGUUGGUCCUGUUACUACAAUACCUUACCAUGUUACUCAACGGGACAGUUCUACUAUGCUCUCCCAAAAUUCACAAAGGGGUGCUGUUUCCACAGUGCCUCUCUAUUCACGACGAGACAUUGCUACAGUACCUUCCCAGUUUACAAAUGAUGAAACACCGCAAGGCCAUAGCCAUAGUGGAAGAGGGGGACCAAUAGUUUAUCUAAGCUCGACGCAGGCAAGCUGUACCCAGUCUGAAAGAGUUUAUGCAACAGUGACUUCGAUAUGUGGUUUGGGGCUAGCCCAAGGCAGUACCCUGUCUGAUAAAGAAGUUGCUGGGCCAAUGGCUUUCUCAAGCUCGGCGCAGGUUAUAUACCGUACCCAGCUUGACGAAAGAAUUGCUGGACCACCUUGGAAAGACUCCUCCGCUCAAAGCCGUACUUUGCCGUGUAUAAAUGAUAGAUCAGUGGCUUGGGGAACUAACUCGUCCGCCCCAGACAUUACAUUGACUGAUAGAAAAGUUGGCGAAUUAGAGGAUUCAUCUACAGCCACGUUUCAAUGUCAUACUCAGUCAUUAGUCACAAAAGAUGAUUCACCAGAAGUGUCUGAUGCCUUAGAGCAGGUAGAACCACAAGACGAUGUGGUUGCAAGGCUCGAUGCCGGUUGGACUAUUCAAGAUCCCGAAAAUAAAACAAUAAAGCAAGUGUCUGAGUCUGAACCUAUAAUUGAAAGAAAGAAAAAGAAAAAUAGGAAGCAGCGUCGAAAGGCUAGGGAACUAGCUAGGCAGGCAAUAGAGAUGAACACAACUACAUUAUCUACGCAUCCAGACGUUACACUGACUGAUCGAAAUUUUGCUGAAUUAGAGGCUUCUGAAUGUCAUAGUCAGUGUAUAAUCAUAGAAGAUAGUAACGAUUCACGAGCAGCAUCUAAUGUCUUAGAGCAGACAGAACAAGACGCGAUAUCCGCACGACUUGAAGCUAAUUGGACUAUUCAGAAUCCCAAAAAUAAAACAAAGUCUGUGUCUGAACCUACAAUUAAAGAAAGAAAGAAAAAGAAAAAUAGGAAUCAGCGUCGAAAGGCUAGGGAAGAAGCAAGACAAGCAAUAGAGAUGAACACAAUUCCACUAUAUACCUACGUACCUUCUAAAAACACAGUUAACAGUACUCCUAACACAAAUACCAUGAAAGCAGCUAUCGCCCUUGAAGCCAGUACUCUUAAAAGAAAUGAGGAAAACCCGAAUAUACCAAGAAAAAUAACUAUUGAGGAGGUCAUAUCUCCUACUGAUCCUAAGAGGAGAAAAUUCAGUGCCAAAGAAAGUAAAGAAGAGCCAACAUCACGUAAAAGAGUCCUUGUUGAUAACAUUGAUAAUAUUGAUGAGGCUAAGAGACAGAAAACAGGAACUACAGGAAAUAAAACGUAUGCACAAGCUCUAAAGUCUGGUCUGAUAGUUUCCAUCACAACAUUAAAUAGAUAUUUUACUCCUCAGCUUUCCGAAGAAUUUCAGCAACAAAUGCAAACAAGACUAAUGGAAGAAGCAAAAUCAAAUAACAGCCCCGGCCCAAUAUUUAGAGGAAAGCCGCUAUAUUCCAACGGUGCUUUACGUCUUUGGUGUGAAGAUGAAACCACGCUUUCAUGGCUUAAACGUACCACUUCAACGAUGACUGUUUCUUCAGGAGUUAAAAUAAUUAUAAAGAGUCAAACAGAAGUAGAACCGAUGGUACGCUGUGGUAUAGUUUUACCUGGUGUUUGGGAUGACUUUACUGUAAUUGUAAAAACAUUGAGGUAUCAAAAUUCUUGGGCAGAAGUUGAUCGUUGGAAACUGCAUUGGAUUGAAAAACAGAAGACUGAUACUUUUGCUGUCAUUAGUGUACCAAAGGUUUUGGUGAAAAUUAUUUUAGAGCACCAACGUCGACUUGCCUUCAUGUUAGGUUCUGUAUAUGUGAGGUUUCUAGGUUCUAAAGGAAAGUAUUUUGAAUAUCCGCCACAAAAUAUUUUUCAGAAUAUGCAUAAAGGUGUGAAAAGUGCUGAUAUGACCAACCAAGGAGUAGGAAUGCAAUACCAAACUUUGGAAAGGACUGACUCAGUUUCUGAUAAAGAUGUAGAAUUUGGAGACCAUUUGGAAAGUGAACAGAAUCUUAGAAAUUACUUAGAAAGCGGAGACAAUACGCGCUUAGGCAAUGUCAAUAAAGAAAGAGUGGGAAUGCCGAGAGAAGGUAUCCCGUUCUAUCAAACUUAAUAAGUAACCAAGACAACCUCCACCAUAAACUACUUUUAUGGCUUUACUUUUGGUGGGGGUUUUAUACAGCCAUAUUGAUUUUCGAGCCAUGGAUCAGAACAGUAACGAUUUUCGGACAUG